CGACCAUCCACCUCUGCACGCUGUCCAAGGUGCGCCUCGCUGUGGUCUUGGGAUAUCUUGGAGACUGAGCGGACCGUCUUCGUUCCACUCUACCCAUCUACUGGAACUGUCAUCCGGUGUGCGCAGGCGUUAGACGAGGGUAAAAGGUGCGAUGUAUAUCGAGAAGCUGAAAGUCCGGCCGCGUCAAGCGGCCGCCAUUAGGCCCUGCACGCCCCAGUUCGCAGCCAUGCUGGCAUGCUGGUCCGCUACCAACGAUAUCAUGUCUACUAGUGCAUGCGCAGACUCUGCGAAGGCGCUGUUGACCUGCAUGCGUACCGCUCCCGCGCCCACACGGAAGCACAAGCCGACCAUCAACUACCAUCUUGCACGCCUAGGCAAGACUCUCAACUAAACCGGCGCGCUUCCUUGCUGUGGACACACUACGUCGUAACGACAGGGAUGGCCCACCCCCAUAUCAUACGAGACUAGAC
This is a messenger RNA of Trametes versicolor FP-101664 SS1, 470 nucleotides long. RefSeq lists its product as uncharacterized. Gene Ontology annotation, molecular function: structural constituent of ribosome. NCBI's taxonomy places the organism in Eukaryota, Fungi, Basidiomycota, Agaricomycetes, Polyporales, Polyporaceae. Gene Ontology annotation, cellular component: mitochondrial small ribosomal subunit. The transcript has 3 exons. The coding region runs from base 152 to 391 and encodes 79 amino acids. The record is from RefSeq and is a predicted model, not a curated record. Gene Ontology annotation, biological process: mitochondrial translation.